AUUGAGUCUGGAAGAGCGUCUUCGUUGAGAAAAGACGAUGGACAAGGAAGCUGUAGCUUCCAGUCCAACGUCUCUUGUUGACAAUGUCUCCAAGACCGUGUCGGAGAUGGAGGAACUCUUGGAGAGAGCCAGGAACUUCGUGAAAGGGUCUCUGGAUGAUUUCAUGGACAGCAGGGUGGGAUGUUUGGGGGGUCUGAUCGGAAUCUACCACAACUUCUACACCAGAUUAUGUGUGAAGACAAGGCUGGAGGCUGAGAGACUAUGGGAACAUCUGUACAGGUACCCAUCUGUGCAGUCAGCAGUAGAAGACCUGUGGGAGGUGGAGGAUCAGUGGGACACCUUCCUGCAGGAUGUGGACAAACAGUUAAACGCAGACAGGGCAGGAGGAGAGGACCUCAGGGUGGGGGCGAGGGGACCGGUGGAUGUUCCUCUGGUAGAUGCUAGAACAGGGAGAUCAGUGAGCCUGCAGGACUACCUGGGUUCCCAGUGCCUGGUGCUGGUGUUACUGCGACACUUUGCCUGACUACCGUGACGCGACCACAUCGCCCAGAUCAAGGCCCAAGAGGCUGAGGUCCAGGCUGCAGGUGGUCGUGUGAUGGUGGUGUCCUUCGGGUCCCAGGCAGGUGCGCAGCGCUGGUUACAGGACACCAGCUGUCCGUACGACAUGCUGCUGGAUCAGGACAGGAAGUUGUAUGGUGCCUUUGGCCUUGGGAGAUCAGUAUCCAAGGUCUGGUCUGUUGCUGCUCUAACUUACUAUGCUGAACAGAAGGCUGCAAGACGGACACUGCCAAAGAAGUACGAGAAUGUGGAGGACGACCCCCAUCAGAUGGGAGGAGACUUCAUCUUCGAUCCCCAGGGUAAGGCACUGCUGGUCCACUGUAGUAAGGUCUCCACCGACAGGCCUGAGGUGUCAACCAUCAUCAGUGUGCUGAAGGACUACCAAGGCAAGGGAGAACCGAUGUCAAAGAGGGUAAAAAAAGAAGAGGGUACUUAGAUAGUCAGCAAACCUGCCCAGCAGCCAAAGUAACCUCCAACUAGUUACAUAUCCAACAUAUCAUGUUUCCAGCUUCAUGAAUUCAUGGACAUAAAAGUGAGCCAAGCUCUGGCUAGUCUUGGCUUUCAGGCCACACUGUACCUGUUGUAGAGUACUGUAACAGUAAUUCAUGUCAGCUUUCCUGCUCGACUUUGGACACCUUUUUCAGGUGCCAGUGGACACGUCAAAUAUAUGGCAGGAAGUUUAAAAGUGUCAGCUGUUGUGUUUAAUAGAAGUGGCUGUUGAUGUUUGGUUGGGACGUUUCCCCACUGCUGCACCUCUGCACAGUUAAUGAAGGCUGCUUCACAAACUGCUGAGUCAGCCGAGCCAGCUGGACGGGUCUGUGUGGGGUCAGGUUGGGUGAAAGGUCAAAUCAAUGUCACUGCAGAGAAAAUUGACAAAUGCCUUACUUUUGUGGAGGGCUGUCACCAGCUUUGAAUUGUUCGUUCUUCAUGUAAGAGGUGUUUUGAUGAUUUGGGGGCAAUUGUGGCAAAAACAUAUUUCAAAUGUCAUAUAUAUACUUAAAAGAUUUUGCCCAACCACAGGGAUGGACGGCGAAAUUUUUGACUGUCCGCAUGUAAGCACUACAUGUAUAUUAUCAGUUUGUUUAUCAAUUUAUACUGCACUAUCUAUACUGAUGCAAUGAUAUGGAUGUGCCACCAAUCUUGAGGUGAAUAAAUGUUCAUCACUCAAGUAGGACUUGGAGUGUAGUAAUGAGACUUCUCACUUCUGUUAAAAAGUGAUUGCACAGAAAACUGAUGUAACACAUUGCUGUGUAAUAGAUUAAUGAGAGAACCUAUUUUUGAUGAAAGCUGAUGUAAAUGCCACAUGGCAUAUAUUUGAAGUAUACAAUGUAAUCCUUAAUUACUUAAGGAGUGUGGUAGAAAGAUCUUGAAGAUAAUAAAAAAAGACCCAACUCACAAAGAUAUGAGCCUCUCGUGUUAUCAUCAAAAUGUACAAUAUUUGUCUACAGACUAGCUUUCCAUACUUUCAUACUAAAAUCAUAGGCUUUGACAUUGUGGAGAACAUACAACUUGCACCAGAGAACUUGUUAAAUAAGA
Molecule: messenger RNA, 2094 nt
Organism: Branchiostoma floridae (Florida lancelet)
Lineage: Eukaryota; Metazoa; Chordata; Leptocardii; Amphioxiformes; Branchiostomatidae
Exons: 11
Coding region: 596-994 (132 amino acids)
Source: RefSeq, a predicted model, not a curated record